Messenger RNA from Penicillium chermesinum, 237 nucleotides. Its product is annotated as hypervirulence associated TUDOR domain-containing protein. The transcript is spliced from 3 exons. The record is from RefSeq and is a predicted model, not a curated record. The coding region runs from base 1 to 237 and encodes 78 amino acids. Lineage: Eukaryota; Fungi; Ascomycota; Eurotiomycetes; Eurotiales; Aspergillaceae.
AUGGAUAGCGACAAUGUGUACGACAAAAAUGGUGAACCUAUUCACGAAGGAGAUUACGUUUACACUAGAAUUCGCGGCGGAACACACGAAGGCAAGGUCGAGGAAAUCGUCACGGAUGAAGCGCGUGCUGAAGAAACAUCAGUGAAGCAUCCUCCUAAGGUCAUACUGCACAACAAGGAUGGAAAGACAAGGGCGCACAACCCUGGCACUCUAGAAAUACGCAACGAGGAUGCCUGA